UGUCCGACCCGCAUGCGCAACCUGGCUACUGUGAUGGCUGCGUUGGUGUUGUGUCGUCGCCUUGUCAAUCCGUUCGGACAGCGGUUUCCCCUCAAUGAGACUAUCUCAUUCGUACAAACCAGGGAGAAGAAACGAUGGAUGAAAUCUUACAUGUUAUUAAUGGAAAGAAAGAAGAAACUUGAAGGGCCUCCGCCGCCUAAACCCCGUUCGGAGCAACCUAACUGGGACUAUCAUGCUGAAGUUGAGGCCUUUAGUCAUCGUCUUAAUGAGAAUUUCAACCUGGAUCUUCUAAAAACAGCAUUCGUCAAUCCCUGUUACAUCACAUCUGAGGAAGCACGCCGCCGGGAGCUUAGACUGGAAAGAGAGGAGAUCACGUUAAAUCUUAAAGACAACCAUCAGUUAUUUGAGAAAGGUUUAUUGUUAACAAAUACAUACCUCCAAGACUGUUUCCAUAGUACCUAUCCAAACUUACCUGCUGAUGGUGUUAAGGCACUUACUAGUCACCUCACAGGUUCACUGACUGUGUGCAGCGUGGCCAGGAAUUUAGCUGUGGAAGACUUGACACUGAGUGCAGAGUUUCCAGUGCCACAAGAAAUAUUACGAAAGACAUUCUUUGCUGUCAUUGGGGCUUUGCUUGAGACCAGUGGACCUGAAAGAGCUACCAUAUUUGUUAGGGACUUCUUAAUUACUCAACUUAUUGGUAAAGACCUGUUUGAAAUGUGGCCUGUAAUUAAUCCAAUGGGAUUAUUGGUCGAAGAGCUGAAGAAUAGGAAGAUGUCUCUUCCUGAGUCCAGGCUGACGAGGCAGUCUGGAGCAAGCACUGUGCUACCUGUGUAUUUUGUUGGACUGUACAGUGAUAAGCAACUAAUCGCAGAAGGACCUGGUGAAACCGUGCUGUCAGCAGAAGAGGAGGCAGCACGAGUAGCACUGCGUAAAAUUUAUGGCUAUACAGAAAACAGACGACCUUGGGAUUAUUCAAAUCCCACAAAGCAACCCACGGCAGCUAAAGCACUGAGCAAUUAAUGUUCUGGCCUCAUCCCAUCUGACUUGUCAUCAAGUAUUAGUCCUGGUUAUAGGACGUUAACCAUUGCAAAGUGAUGAAUAUUUACAUAGCUGUAAUAAAAACAUUCAAAAUCA
Messenger RNA from Stegostoma tigrinum, 1137 nucleotides. It is a transcript of the gene mrpl44, whose product is annotated as mitochondrial ribosomal protein L44. The transcript is spliced from 4 exons. NCBI's taxonomy places the organism in Eukaryota, Metazoa, Chordata, Chondrichthyes, Orectolobiformes, Stegostomatidae. Gene Ontology annotation, cellular component: nucleus. The coding region runs from base 13 to 1023 and encodes 336 amino acids. The record is from RefSeq and is a predicted model, not a curated record. Gene Ontology annotation, molecular function: double-stranded RNA binding; ribonuclease III activity. Gene Ontology annotation, biological process: regulation of gene expression; rRNA processing; primary miRNA processing.